UUUGUUCAGGCACAUGAUAAGGAUCCUAUUUCCGGCGGUUCUUCCGGGGUCCUACCAGCGCGGAUUAAGUCGAUAACAAGACACAAUUGCAGUAGAUUGUCGUUCAUUUCAGUUUUUAACUGAUAUUUAAACAUGUCUGGUAGAGAAGGAGGCAAAAAGAAACCACUCAAGGCGCCUAAGAAACAAAACAAGGAAAUGGAUGACGAUGAGGUUGCCUUCAAGCAGAAGCAGAAGGAAGAACAGAAGGCCAUGGAGGCAUUGAAGGCCAAAGCAUCUGGAAAAGGACCUUUAACCGGCGGCGGGAUCAAGAAGUCGGGAAAGAAGUAAACUCUGAAGAUGUUUAAUUCCUGCCUGGCUGACGUACCUCCAGUUAGUUUUUCACUGAUAAACAUGAAUCCUGCAACAUUCAAACUCUGUUCCUGCGCUGAGCUCUUCCAGCCCUUUGUACAGUGCAGUGUUGACAUAUUUUUUGGAAGAGUUUACAGCUGGUAUCGUGCUACCGUGAAAGUAGUAAUAUAAUCACCUCCCUUAUGACACCUAAAAACAGUUUCACAGUUUAUUAAAUGUUAUCUUUUGGCAGAAUUAAGAAUGAAUUGUUACAGCUCUUAGGUGGAAAAUGGUAAACAGUAAAGACUUAAUCUUUACUGUAACACAGAAUCAAAAAUCAUCCCAAUUAUCUGUUCAUCCUGUUUUUGGUGUAUUGUGAAGUGGAAGAUGAAUAAAGUUUUUUUUUUAAAUUACA
Molecule: messenger RNA, 742 nt
Organism: Girardinichthys multiradiatus
Lineage: Eukaryota; Metazoa; Chordata; Actinopteri; Cyprinodontiformes; Goodeidae
Gene: tma7
Product: translation machinery associated 7 homolog
Exons: 4
Coding region: 133-327 (64 amino acids)
Source: RefSeq, a predicted model, not a curated record